Gossypium arboreum is the source of this 429-nucleotide messenger RNA. RefSeq lists its product as uncharacterized. The transcript has 2 exons. The record is from RefSeq and is a predicted model, not a curated record. Bases 1 to 429 code for a protein of 142 amino acids. NCBI's taxonomy places the organism in Eukaryota, Viridiplantae, Streptophyta, Magnoliopsida, Malvales, Malvaceae.
AUGGCUGAGAAAGAACAAUUUUCGAGUGUAAGGUCGAGUAAUACUUCCAAUAGGGGUAGGCCAACGAGAAAUACUGGGAAUGGAACUAGCAGUAAAGGUGUGACAAAAGAUACAGCCGUGAGAUCUGUUGCCAGAGCACCUACUAGAGCUUAUGCCAUUCGUGCUCAUAAGGAUACGUCAUCUCUCAAUGUGAUUAUUGGCAAUGAAGACGAAGAUGAAACUGAGGGUGGAGAUAAAGAAGAAGACGACGGUAGAGAUCAAAAUGAAGAUGACGGUGGGAAUGAAGAUAAGCACAUGGGUGGAGGUGAAGAUGAAGAAGAUGAAGACGAUGGUCACGAUCCAGUGCAGGAGCAAGCACAACUAAUUGUGCGCAGAAAUCCUACGCGCAUUCGUCAACCACCUUCGUGCGGCACUCAUUCUGCCCAAUGA